AUGGACGGCAUCGGAGCUUGGGGCGCGUGGCAGGCCGAGCCCUCGCCAUUCACCAAGACUGUCGUGAAUGCCAUGCAGAAGCUAUAUCCCGAGCAACUCGCCGACCGAUCCUGGGACAAUGUCGGUCUGCUCCUCGGCAACACCCAAGCCUCGGACACCAAGCCCAAAGUCCUGGUGACCAACGACUUGACCUUUCAGGUGGCCGUGGAUGCCAUCGGCCAAGGAGUCAGCGUGAUUGUCAGCUACCACCCCUUCAUCUUCUCCGGGCUCAAGUCCAUCACGCACAACGACCCGCAGCAGACGACGCUCAUCCACCUCGCCCGCGCCGGAAUCGCAGUUUACUGCCCGCACACGGCCGUCGACGCCGCCCCCGCAGGCCUGAACACGUGGCUGGCCGACAUCGUGUCCGGCCCGCACACGUCAACGCGCUCCGUCGCCGUUCCCUGCGCCACGGCCCCCGAAUCGCACUCCCCCGCCGGGUACGGCGCCAUCGGCCGCUUUGAGGAGCCGGUCGACGGGGAGGGUGUCGCCCUGGUCGACAUACUGCACCGCCUGGCCGAGCGGCUGGGCGGCAUGCGCCACGUCAUGGUCGCCGCGCCCGUCGGCGCCAACGUGAGGACGACGCGCGUCAGGAGCUUCGGCGUCUGUGCCGGCAGCGGCUACGACGUCCUCAAGAAGGCCGACGUCGAUCUCAUCGUCACCGGAGAGACGAGCCAUCAUUCUGCCCUGAGGGCCAUACAGAAUGGCCAGACACUCGUCACCGUCUUUCACAGAGCUGCAGACCGCAGAGCCCCGGGCUGA
Geosmithia morbida is the source of this 801-nucleotide messenger RNA. Its product is annotated as putative GTP cyclohydrolase 1 type 2, NIF3 family. The record is from RefSeq and is a predicted model, not a curated record. The transcript is spliced from 4 exons. Bases 1 to 801 code for a protein of 266 amino acids. Lineage: Eukaryota; Fungi; Ascomycota; Sordariomycetes; Hypocreales; Bionectriaceae. Gene Ontology annotation, cellular component: cytoplasm; mitochondrion.